Molecule: messenger RNA, 1173 nt
Organism: Torulaspora delbrueckii
Lineage: Eukaryota; Fungi; Ascomycota; Saccharomycetes; Saccharomycetales; Saccharomycetaceae
Gene: TGL2
Product: triglyceride lipase
Exons: 1
Coding region: 1-1173 (390 amino acids)
Molecular function (GO): triacylglycerol lipase activity
Source: RefSeq, a predicted model, not a curated record
AUGGUACUUUCCCAUCUUGACAAUCAGGAGAAAUUGCACUCAUUUUCAUGGCUAAGUGCCAAUACCAAUAGUCCGCUGGUACAACUCUUUACUGACACUUACGAUGCUUUCUUGUGCAAGAAGUUAACCCCACAAAAGGAUCGAAUUUUGUCAGAGUUUCCGACUAGAGACGACUACCUGGCUCCCAAGAAUCCCAUCGUGCUAUGCCAUGGCUUGUCAGGUUUUGACAAAUUAAUUCUCGUUCCUUCAUUAUUUCAACUAACCCAAAUGAUUAGCAAUUUCAUAUUGGGCAAUAACUCUGAUUAUUUUACGGAGUACGAUGAAGAUGGUAGGAACAAGGGUAUUCUAGAGGUAGAAUAUUGGAUAGGUGUUAAGGAAAGGCUUGAAGCUAAAGGAUGUACCGUAAUCACAUCAAAAGUCGCCAGUUUUGGUAGCAUUGAAGAGCGAGCUGUGACAUUAAACGCAUUUCUAGAGCAUGAAACCAAGAAAUUGAAAGAAACGGCUAAGAAGGGACAAGUUUAUAAUACAGAUGAUGUUGACUCGGAGGCUUCUUUCCGCGAAAAUGAGCCUAUAAGGGUAAACUUAAUCGCACAUUCGAUGGGAGGUCUAGAUUGUCGAUAUCUGAUAUCAAGAAUACCUAAUAAGAGUUAUAAAGUUCUAAGUUUAACGACGGUGUCCACACCGCAUCGCGGAUCGGAGAUGGCUGACUACGUGGUGGCUCAAUUUGAAGAUUUAAAGGCUGCUGCGCCAAUCGAUGCCAGCAAACAGGUACUACCGCCAUCCGUUUACGAGCUAACAACUCAAUAUAUGAGCUAUUUUAAUCGAAUAACGCCCGACGAUCCGGAAGUAUCAUAUUACUCCUACGGAUCAUGGUUCAAGCCCAGAUGGUAUAGCGCUUUUGUUGUGCCAUGGAAGAUCAUUUACAAUGCUACAAAUGGGGAGCCAAACGAUGGUAUGGUUACCGUGAAGAGUAGUAAGUGGGGUAUAUACAUGGGUACAUUGACAAAUAUUGACCAUCUGGAUCAAAUAAACUGGAGGAACAAGCUUCAAAAGGACAUCGGGAAGCUUCUCGAAAAUGCAAAUCGUUCUGCCGGGAAGUCUGUAAAACCCGAGAUUGAUAUACUCAAUUUCUACCUUCAAAUAGCCGAUAAUUUGGCUAGGAAAGGCUUUUAG